Molecule: messenger RNA, 381 nt
Organism: Psylliodes chrysocephalus
Lineage: Eukaryota; Metazoa; Arthropoda; Insecta; Coleoptera; Chrysomelidae
Source: the annotation of a GenBank genome assembly
AUGAAGACACGAUGGAAAAAUGCCAAAUGUAAGGACAAGUUUCCAUUCACCAAACCAAUGAUAUGGUCUGCUCCUAGAAAUGAAGGAAACUGCUAUUUUUGCAUAACGGAUAUCACCGGUUUUACUUCUACUACCAAAUCAAAAAUCGAGUACGCCAACGUUGAUUCAAUUGUAAAACCUGCAAAAAUACUAGUUGUUGAUGUACCUGGUACUUCCAAACAGAUGAAUGUAGAAGAGGAAGAAAUGCUAGUGGACGAGGUUUUUCAAAAAGAUAGUCCCGAAGAUAAAGAUGAAGAAUACUUAUCGGAAGAUGAAGAAUACUUACCGGAAUAUGAAGAUGGUGAUAAAGAAUACUUACCGGAAGAUGAAACAAAAACUUGA